AUGUCUACAGACGAUGCCGAGAGAGCUCGGGCAACGGAGCAGACCCCUCUCCUUCGUGAGGCUGACCCGGCUUCCGUGGGCCCAUCCGAUGGUCACGAACCGGAGGAAGCUAGCACCAAAGAGCUGAUUAUCACCCUAUCAAGCAUCGGGCUAGGAGUCUUCCUUGCCGCUCUUGAUUCAACGAUUGUCGCGACGCUGUCAGCACCGAUCUCCUCCUCAUUUAACUCGUUCUCGCUGCUAUCAUGGCUGGCCAGUUCCUACCUCAUUUCAAAUGCCGCUUGUCAACCUCUCAGCGGCAGAUUGACCGAUAUAUACUCACGCCGUUGGGGUUUGGUGUUUUCCAACGUCGUCUUCGCCAUCGGUAACUUGAUCUGCGGCUUGGCGAACACGCAAUGGACUAUUAUCUUGGGUCGCGUGGUGGCGGGCGUUGGUGGAGGUGGCCUCACUGCAAUUUCGACUUUUGUGACCUCUGACCUUGUCCCUCUUCGGAAGAGAGGUAUCUGGCAGGGCUUUGGUAACAUCGCCUUUGGGGCUGGAAUGGGCCUCGGCGGGCUCUUCGGCGGGUGGAUUAACGAUACCAUCGGAUGGCGCUGGGCCUUUCUGAUUCAGAUUCCCUUCCUGGUGAUCUCGACCUUCCUUGUUCUGUGGAAGGUGAAAAUCCCAGUGAAAGAAAGCGACGAGGCUCGGAUCAAGCGUGUUGAUUUCCUCGGUGCCAUCACUCUGGUCCUCACUCUGGUCACACUACUGCUUGGACUGAACGCGGGCGGAAACCAAGUGCCAUGGACACACCCAAUCGUUCUAACAUCAUUGCCUCUCUCUGCAGUAUUCCUCGGGAUGUUCAUUUACGUCGAAGCCCGGGUUGCGUGUGAGCCCGUCAUCCCCGUGAAGCUUUUGCUCGACCGGACUGUCGCUGCGGCCUGUUUGACGAAUUGGUUCACCACCAUGGCAACAUUUGGCCUCCUUUUCUACCUGCCACUCUACUUCCAGGUGCAAGGACUUUCAACCACCGCUGCCGGUGUGCGGUUGAUUCCCCAGGCGAUCGGUACAUCAAUCGGAUCCGUCGGUAGCGGUUUCAUCAUGCGAGCCAGCGGUCGCUACAAGAUCCUAAAUUACGCGGUCAUGGCUCUGCAGGUGCUAGCAGUCGGGCUCAUCUCUACAUUGAACCUGACGACCCCGGCAUGGCUGCCCUUCCUCUAUUUUUUCUUGGCAGGAAUUGCCUAUGGCAGCAUGCUCACCGUGACACUGGUUGCCUUGAUCUCGGCUGUGGACCAUCAACACCAUGCAGUGGUGACGUCGGCUUCCUAUGCUUUCCGUAGCACCGGAAGCACCAUCGGUAUCACGAUUGCCUCAACGGUGUUCCAGAAUACUUUGAAGAAUGGACUGUGGUCCCGCUUCGGUGGACGCAAGCAUGCCGCGGAGAUUAUCUCUCGACUCCGGGACAGCUUGGAUGAAAUCCGGAGCAUUCCCGAAGACUGGAAGUCGGGAGUGCUGGAUGUCUACAUGGUUUCUCUGCGCGGGGUCUUUUUGACCCUGCUGGGACUGACUGCCCUAGGGGCACUGACCAGUAUUGCGAUGCGCGAGCACAAGCUGCACAACAACCUGUCUCGACGGUGA
Molecule: messenger RNA, 1614 nt
Organism: Penicillium cinerascens
Lineage: Eukaryota; Fungi; Ascomycota; Eurotiomycetes; Eurotiales; Aspergillaceae
Exons: 2
Coding region: 1-1614 (537 amino acids)
Biological process (GO): transmembrane transport; basic amino acid transport
Cellular component (GO): fungal-type vacuole membrane
Molecular function (GO): basic amino acid transmembrane transporter activity
Source: RefSeq, a predicted model, not a curated record